UUCAUCUACACUUUAAGAAAUCAUGGAGGUUUCAAAGUUAAAGAAAAUGAUAGAUGAUUUGUGUCUCUAUGAAGAGGUUAACAUAGAAAAAACAGGUCUCAUCAUUGAUGGUGCAGCUCUGUACUACUCUUUGUAUUAUACGUCUGAUCCAAAGCUGGACCGGCGCUGUGGAGGAGAUUAUCCUGGAUUCAAAGAUGAGGUCUGUAACUUCUUUAAGACUCUGCAGGUCUGUGAAGUCACUCCGUACGUCUUCCUGGAUGGAGGCUCAGAUCCUGACAAGCACAAAACACUUGUGUAUCGUCGAAAAGACACAGAGGAAAAAGCAAAGACAAUAGCGACGACAAAGCCUGAGAAUGCUGUACCAAAAGGAUGUAAUGUCUUACCACCCCUGGUAAAAGAUGUCUUCAUAGAAAUCUUGAAGGAGAAAGGCAUAGAGUUUAAACAGUGUUUAGGAGAGGCAGACCCUGAAGUUGUUUCUGAUGCAAAUCAGAAACAAUGUCCUGUUCUGUCCAUUGAUAAGGAUUUUUGCAUCUUUGAUUUGUGCAAAGGUUUCCUUCAUCUUGACAACUUUGAGUGGAAAAGCAAAAAGGAUGAAAAAAUUCCUGCUAAGCUCUACACACGUUCAAAGUUUUGUGAGCAUUUUAAAUUGGACCCUGCUCUCAUGCCAGUCUUUGCUUCAAUAGCAGGAAAUGAUUAUUCAAGAUUAGAAGAUAGAGGUAGGUUUGCAAGACAAUCAUCUUCAUCUGGUGAGUACAGCAUUAAAAGACUGGAUGGUAUGCUCAGGUUUUUAACUAAAGCGAACCUGGAUGGUUUGAACGACUCACAGAAGAGAGAACGUGCUCUGAGUCAAGCUUUAAGUCAUGUUGGUAAAAAAGAGAACAAAACAUUCAAACUUGCCAUUCAAAAAUAUGUUCAACCAGAAAAACCAAGUUCUAAGUUGCCGACAUGGGUGCGUAAAAAAGUUGAGCGUGGAGAACUCACCACUUCCGUCAUAAGUGUCGUGGAUCAGAAGUCAAUGAUGCCUCCUGUUCUUGUGGAGGAUUUUUCACAGCGCAGUAGUUACACCGCUGCUUACCCCAUCAGACAGUACUUCUACAAACUGUUAACUAAAGAUGUACAAGCUCUCCUGCCAGAUUUGAGCAGUGAUGAACAGAAGAAUCUGCAACUACAGCGUCUGCUUGAGGCUCCUGAGGGUUUGCGUCGCAGAGUGUUUGAAGAAGCUCUGCAGGUUCAGACUUCAGCCUUAGAAAACAUCCCCGACCAGCUGAAGCUGCCAGUCUGUGUGACUGUUUUCUGGUUUAACAACUUAAAGCUUGGCCAAAAAGCUGAAACUGUCCACUGCCUCCACGCCCUCCUGCUGUGGUUUGUGUGUGACCCCAAUAGCCCAGAGGACGAGUUUGAGAGGAAGAUGAAAACUUUAAAGGAUGAAGGUGUGAAUAACUGGCAGCCCCAGCACCAUGUUGCUAAAGCUUUCAUCCAAUGGCAGUGCUGCAUGAGGCAGAGCCUCCACCUGAACCAGCUGCUGUGUUCCCCUCUACCAGAACCUCAGUGUGCCCGGUAAACACCAGACCAAUGAUGCGCU
Messenger RNA from Haplochromis burtoni (Burton's mouthbrooder), 1582 nucleotides. RefSeq names its product protein asteroid homolog 1. The record is from RefSeq and is a predicted model, not a curated record. The coding region runs from base 23 to 1561 and encodes 512 amino acids. The transcript has 3 exons. Lineage: Eukaryota; Metazoa; Chordata; Actinopteri; Cichliformes; Cichlidae.